AUGGCUCCAUACGGCAUGAGGUAUAGCAACCUGUACGAAUAUUUGUGGCUCCACACGGCAGUUAAUCCUCCAUAAUAUACGGGUGGCUACAUACGGCAAGGGGAGUGUAUCUUAGAGGAGCUUUCGUGACUCCACACGGCAGUUAAUAAUAUACGAAACACUGGCAUCGUUAUCAUCAAUUUCAUCAAUAUCAGAACUUUCACUUUUGUUCGCCCAUAUCUCGCUUUUUUUUCGUUUUAGCGUUUCGCGGUAAAGGACAAAAAUUAAUCCCCUUGUUAUGUUUGAUAUUGUGAUCAAUUUUCAAAACAAUUAAAUCAAAAUUUUCCGAAUUUUCCGAAAAAGUCUAUGAAACUUUGGUACUCGUUUGCCGCGGAACCAUUGGAGAUAGGUCGUUUUACCAAGACGCAAAAAAGUUUUAAUAUAGACCAUUGAACGUGUUUCGACAGUAAAAAGUUGGAAAAAUGCAAAAAUGCAAAAAUACAUCUCAUAAAUUUACGUAAUAUUUACGACCCCCCGCACACAAAACUUCCUCGCCCAAAAACUUGCACAUGUAAUUCCAACUAUUUUAUGUUAUUUGGUAGAUACUAUAUUUUAGAGCCACUAAAGUUUUUACAAAAUAUAAAAAAAAUCUACGGUUUCCAUGAUAAUCAGUUGGAAAGUAGAAAAAUCGAAAUCUUCUCGAUGGAGGUUUUUUGGGGACGAAAUACAAACAAAAAAAUCUAUGAGACGUUCAUCGCUAUUUUGACAUUUUUCCUCAGACCCUAAAGCCAUACUUGAACCAACAAUUAAUAUUCAAUAGAAUAUAAUAAUUCAGUGUUGUAUAAUAAUAUUGUAUUUUUAGAUAUGAACUUUCAGAACGGUUCCCUAAUGAGAAGGGUUAUGGAGUUAAAGUGGUUUGUGCAAAACGUAUUAAUAAAAAACAGGAGAUUAAAGCGUUAGCGGGCCAAUGUUACGAUAUAGAACAGAGUGAUACACGACCUGGAGUAAAUGAUUUCUCGUUAUUGUAUAGUAACCGAACGCAAAAACAACAAAUGAUGUACCUUGGCCCUGCUGCCUACGUUAACCAUGACUGUGAGUCAAACUGUUCCUGGUCAACAUUUAUAUCAAAAUCUUAUGUGCAUUUGGUAUCCAACAAAAAUAUUAAUCCUGGCGAAGAAUUAACAACUUAUUAUGGAGACAAUUUUUUCGGAGAAAACAAUUGCCUAUGUAGGUGUCUAACAUGUGAAAUUGGGGGAAAAGGAUAUUUUGUGAGAAAAUGUGAAGUAGCAACUCAAAGGUACUGUCCUCAAAGGUAACAAUGCUGUUUUUAUUAUACAUUUUAACCCACUGCUAUAUUAAUCAUUCCAGCAUUAUUAAAAACAAAUUUAUGACAAUAUUUUUACAUAAUAUUUUUAUAUUACAGUAGAGCUCAUGGACAUCCACCAAACUAAACAGACCUCGAGUAACAGUACCAGUGAUAGUGACUCCGAUUCUACUGACACUGAUGGUAAUUAAAGAGUAACAACGUAUAUAAAAUAAAUAUAGUAUACAAUACUUAGAGAAAAAAAAAAAAAUUAAAAAUUAAAUAUGAUAUAAGCCAGUAAUUAUAUAAGCAUUAGUUGUAUAAUUAUAACAUAUUAGGUGUGUUAAAUUUUUUUAAUUUUCUUCAUCUUACAUUCAAUAGUUCAACUGAUGAAGAUACACUUAAAUAUAAAAGUGACAAAAGCAAUGAAUAUUUCCAAUUGUUGGUAUCGUCGUCACCUAUCAGUCCACAACCCAUCCAGCUUCAGAUGCAACUAUUGUCCCAAAAUAUUUAG
This is a messenger RNA of Cinara cedri, 1796 nucleotides long. NCBI's taxonomy places the organism in Eukaryota, Metazoa, Arthropoda, Insecta, Hemiptera, Aphididae. The record is from the annotation of a GenBank genome assembly.